This is a messenger RNA of Beta vulgaris subsp. vulgaris (sugar beet), 918 nucleotides long. Its product is annotated as protein FAR1-RELATED SEQUENCE 2-like. The record is from RefSeq and is a predicted model, not a curated record. The transcript has 2 exons. The coding region runs from base 1 to 918 and encodes 305 amino acids. NCBI's taxonomy places the organism in Eukaryota, Viridiplantae, Streptophyta, Magnoliopsida, Caryophyllales, Amaranthaceae. Gene Ontology annotation, molecular function: zinc ion binding. Gene Ontology annotation, biological process: regulation of DNA-templated transcription.
AUGGAAGCAAGCGUCUCUAAAGUAUACACCCAUGUAAUCUUUUACCUAUUUCAAGAAGAAGUGAGUGCAGCAUGUUUCACAUGUGGUCAUGCAAGGUCUGAAAUUAGGGAUGGAAUGGAAUACAUUACUAUCACUGAAGAUAGAAAGAAGAAGAAUUAUGAGGUCACUUUAGAUCCAAUGAAUUUCGAUGCCAUAUGUUCAUGUUCACUAUUCGAGAGAGUUGGAUUGGUAUGUAGGCAUGUUCUUUGGGUUUACAAGGCCAAACAUUUGAAUAAGUUGCCCGAUAAAUACAUCCUCACUCGAUGGACGAAGGAAGCACACAAAAGUCAUAUUCAUGAGUUUGGUGAAAAUUUUCCUAAAGAUUGUGGAAAGGUAGAAAUGAAGCAGAUAAAAUUAGGUGAAUUGUGGACUGAAAUAUAUACAACCAUUGGUCUCGUUAAAGAAAGGGAUGAAGAUAUUGAUGCUCUAAUUGAAAAUCUAAGAGGCUUCAGGAAAUCCAUUAAAUCGGGUGAGGAUAAUACGUCAAUGACAAAAGACCAAGUCAUUCAAGAAUUAAUAGGAUGUAGUGCUCCAAACGAGGUAACUAUAAAAGUUCCUGAGAAAGCCAACAACAAGGGUAGGAAGAGGCUCAAAUCUGUGAAAGAAAAGACUAUUGAGAAGCAACAAAAACCACUAAGAAGAAUUUCCAAGGCCUUAAAACCAAGUAUUGUGGGGUGUUACUGUGUUACAGGUGAGCUUGAUUCAUCAAAAGCAGCAGGAAAAAUGGUGAUAUUUGACAGAGGAGAUACUGCUCGAGUUGCCAAGGGUGAUGCAGUUAAACAAGCUGGCGGUGUGGGAAUGAUCCUGGCUAACACAGCUGAAAAUGGUGAAGAACUAAUAGCUAAUAUAGAUAGUUGGUGUUUUUUUUUUAUAUAUUAA